Molecule: messenger RNA, 4994 nt
Organism: Odobenus rosmarus divergens (Pacific walrus)
Lineage: Eukaryota; Metazoa; Chordata; Mammalia; Carnivora; Odobenidae
Gene: VAV3
Product: vav 3 guanine nucleotide exchange factor
Exons: 28
Coding region: 130-2757 (875 amino acids)
Biological process (GO): regulation of GTPase activity; intracellular signal transduction; cell migration
Cellular component (GO): plasma membrane; cytoplasm
Molecular function (GO): protein binding; guanyl-nucleotide exchange factor activity
Source: RefSeq, a predicted model, not a curated record
CCCCCGCUCCCCCGCAGGGCAGGGGCCGGCCGCGGCUGGCGUCGGCGGGGCGUGGAGGAACGGCAACGGCGGCGGCAGCCGCAUCCUCGCCGCCUUUCCCGGCCGGGCCGCGUACCGGAGCCGUCGGGCAUGGAGCCGUGGAAGCAGUGCGCGCAGUGGCUCAUCCACUGCAAGGUGCUGCCCGCCAACCACCGGGUGACCUGGGACUCGGCGCAGGUGUUCGACCUGGCGCAGACCCUCCGCGAUGGAGUCCUGCUCUGCCAGCUACUCAACAAUCUCCGGGCGCACUCCAUCAACCUGAAGGAGAUCAACUUGAGGCCGCAGAUGUCCCAGUUUCUCUGUUUGAAGAACAUAAGGACAUUCCUCACGGCCUGUUGCGAGACCUUUGGAAUGAGAAAGAGUGAACUCUUUGAAGCAUUUGACCUGUUUGAUGUUCGUGACUUUGGAAAGGUUAUAGAAACACUAUCACGACUUUCUCGCACACCUAUAGCGUUGGCCACAGGAAUCAGGCCCUUUCCAACAGAAGAGAGCGUUAGUGAUGAAGACAUCUACAAAGGCCUUCCUGACUUAUUAGAUGAAUCACACGUAGAAGAUGAAGAAGGUCUUUACGACUGUGUUUAUGGGGAAGAUGAAGGAGGAGAAGUCUACGAGGACUUAAUGAAAGCAGAGGAGGCACAUCAACCCAAAUGUCCAGAAAAUGACAUACGAAGUUGCUGCCUAGCAGAAAUUAAGCAGACAGAAGAAAAAUACACAGAAACACUGGAGUCAAUAGAAAAAUAUUUCAUGGCACCACUAAAAAGAUUUCUGACAGCAGCAGAAUUUGAUUCAGUAUUCAUCAACAUUCCUGAGCUUGUAAAAGUUCAUCGGAACCUAAUGCAAGAGAUUCAUGAUUCCAUUGUAAAUAAAAAUGACCAGAACUUGUAUCAAGUUUUCAUUAACUACAAGGAAAGGUUGGUUAUUUAUGGGCAGUACUGCAGUGGAGUGGAAUCGGCCAUCUCUAGUUUAGACAACAUUUCUAAGACAAAAGAAGAUGUGAAACUGAAAUUAGAGGAAUGUUCCAAAAGAGCAAAUAAUGGAAAAUUCACUCUUCGAGAUUUGCUUGUGGUUCCUAUGCAACGUGUUUUAAAGUAUCACCUUCUCCUCCAGGAACUGGUCAAACAUACCACUGAUCCUAUGGAGAAGGCAAAUCUGAAAUUGGCUCUUGAUGCAAUGAAGGACUUGGCACAAUAUGUGAAUGAAGUGAAAAGAGAUAAUGAGACCCUUCGUGAAAUUAAACAGUUUCAGCUCUCUAUAGAAAAUCUGAACCAACCAGUUUUGCUUUUUGGACGACCUCAGGGAGAUGGUGAAAUUCGAAUAACCACCCUAGACAAGCAUACGAAACAAGAAAGGCAUAUCUUCUUAUUUGAUUUGGCAGUGAUUGUAUGUAAAAGGAAAGGCGAUAACUAUGAAAUGAAGGAAAUAAUAGAUCUUCAGCAAUACAAAAUAGCCAACAAUCCUACAACUGAUAAAGAAAAUAAAAAGUGGUCUUAUGGCUUCUACCUCAUCCAUACCCAAGGACAAAAUGGGUUAGAAUUUUAUUGCAAAACAAAAGAUUUAAAGAAAAAAUGGCUGGAACAGUUUGAAAUGGCUUUAUCGAACAUAAGGCCAGACUAUGCAGACUCCAAUUUCCAUGAGUUCAAGAUGCACACCUUCAAUCGGGUUACAUCCUGCAAAGUCUGCCAGAUGCUUCUGAGAGGAACAUUUUAUCAAGGCUAUUUAUGUUUUAAGUGUGGCGUGAGAGCACACAAAGAAUGUUUGGGAAGAGUAGACAAUUGUGGCAGAGUUAAUUCUGCUGAACAAGGGACGCUCAAACCACUGGAGAAACGGGCCAAUGGACUCCGAAGAAGCCCCAGACAGGUGGAUCCAGGUUUACCAAAGAUGCAGGUCAUUAAGAACUAUACUGGAGUACCUCCCCCAGCUCUUCAUGAAGGACCCCCACUGCAUAUCCAGGCAGGGGAUACGGUUGAACUUUUGAGAGGAGAUGCACACAGUCUGUUUUGGCAGGGUAGAAAUUUAGCAUCUGGAGAGGUUGGAUUUUUUCCAAGUGAUGCUGUCAAGCCUUGCCCAUGUGUGCCCAAACCAGUAGAUUAUUCUUGCCAACCCUGGUAUGCUGGAGCAAUGGAAAGAUUGCAGGCAGAGACUGAACUUAUUAAUAGGGUAAAUAGUACUUACCUUGUGAGGCACAGGACCAAAGAGUCAGGAGAAUAUGCAAUUAGCAUUAAGUACAAUAAUGAAGCAAAGCACAUCAAGAUUUUAACAAGAGAUGGCUUUUUUCACAUUGCAGAAAAUAGAAAAUUCAAAAGUUUAAUGGAACUUGUGGAGUACUACAAGCAUCAUUCUCUUAAAGAAGGUUUCAGAACCUUGGAUACGACCCUACAGUUUCCAUACAAGGAGCCUGAACAUUCAGCUGGACAGAGGGGUAAUAGAGCAGGCAACAGCUCCCCUUCUUUGUUCUGUGGGUUUUCUUUUGUAACUCCUCCAGACUACAGCUUUGUUCCCCCUUCUUCCACUCCUUUCUGGUCAGUGCUAAGUCCAAAAGUGCUGGGCAUUGCCAUUGCUCGGUAUGACUUCUGUGCCAGAGACAUGCGAGAGUUAUCCUUGCUGAAAGGUGACGUGGUGAAGAUUUACACGAAAAUGAGUGCGAAUGGCUGGUGGAGAGGAGAAGUAAACGGCAGGGUGGGCUGGUUUCCAUCCACGUACGUGGAAGAGGAUGAAUAAAUUGCACCCCAGAGUUGCACCCUGCACCAGAAAUCUCAGAGGAGGGAUACACAGAAGCCCGCACAUCAUUGGGAAUUAACUGAAGUGUUUAAAAAGCCACAUUUCUGGCUCUUCAACCUCCUCCCUCCUCUCCCCCUCCUGUCUUAAUGCUGGGAUUUCUAAAGAUGCUGGGUACUGACAGAUUAAUGGCUUGCCUCGAGCUGUGCAAGAAACAGCCUGCCAGUCUGUCAUUGUUGGGGACCAGGGCAAAGCCCAAAGCUGCUUUUCCCAAAAGAGCCCUGCAAACACAUUGGUUCGUGUUCCUUUUUACUCCAUGCGGUCAGACACCAUGAACGCCAGCUAUUAGUAAAUGUGGAACACAUAUUUACGUUCUUCUCACGUGCCAUUCGCCAGAAUUUUGGAUGGUACAAAGAAGCAGGAGUUUCAUUUUGCUUUUCCCAGCAUGAGGAAAAAUUUGAGUUUUGCUCUUUGGGCAGCUUACGGGAAAGGUCCAGCACUGCUCGUGUCUUCAGUUGUCUCAUAAGGUGACUCAUUGCCUGGCAAACUCUUUAACACCCAGAUGUGACUCAUGAUAAAAUAGAAGAGGCAAAUGCUCAGGUUUGCUUUAUAAGUGACGUAUCCCAGAGGGGUUUUAAUUAUUCAUUUGAUGUUCUGAUUAUAUUUGCAAACUUCUUUAUAAAAAAAAUUACAUAAAAGCGAGUGUCUUCCUAUUAAAUUUUCACAACCUUCGUGAUUUCGUAGGGUUAUUUUGGAAAUGUGUACUUGAUGAAAUAAUCUGGGCUGGGUAGGUUCUAGUUCCAAGUAACCUGGGUAAGGUGACGUUGUUUACAGAAAUAGAUCAAGGGCUAUAAUUGAGAGUAAGUCAUUUUAUAGAAGCAACAUCUAUGAAAAUAGGCCUUCCUGCCCGCCCCCCCCCCCCCCCCCCCCCCGAAAAAAAAAAAAAAAAAAAAAGACCUGGUACAUAUCUGCUGAAUCUCACAUUUUCCUGGAGUAUUUACAGCAGCACAAGUAACUUUGCUGUGGAUCUUGCAAGGGAAACACAGCUGGGUCCUUUAUGCAUUUCUGGGAGGGGAGAGUCCCUAAGGCUUUUCUGGUCUUAUUCGCUGUGGGCUCCCACCUUCUCACUAGGACCUUCCCAUCUGCAGGCCCUUUUGGGGUGUGUGCUGACAGGAAGAUCAGUUUUGCGGUGCAUUUAUUUGACCAAGCUUUUACUUUUUAUGUGAGAAGUUUAAAUAUGUUCUUCCUAGGAUAUAGAGUCCUCAGUCAAGGCAGUCAAGUUAAGACACUAACUUGGCCCUUUCCUGAUGAAAUAUUUUCCCCAGAGCAGAAGUCUUGUUCCAACACGAUUCAGAGAGUGUUUCAUGCUUGAAAAUAACAAAGCAAAACAUUAGAAGCAUUAACUUAACUAGAGCCAAACUAGGAACAUUCGGUUCUGAAAUUUUAGAUCAUCUCUGAAAUGUGAGGUAGGUGUGGCCUACCCUCUCCCCAACCCACUUUAAUGCCAGAACUUGAUGUUCAUUAGACACCUCCCCCUUCAGAGACCUUUGUGAGCUAGGACUUCUCAAAAGAUAGAUUCAGGACCUUUACCUCAAUUAUGUAAACUGUGAUUGCGUUUUAGAAAAGUUAUUGUUUGCUAAAACCAGUUAAGUUUUUGUAUAUGUGUAAAUGAUCACAAAAAUGAAUUUUAUAAAAUGUUCUUUCUGUACAGUCAAGUUGUACCCUUGAGACGCACUCUUGGAGUGGAUUCUUUCCUAUGAAGUCUUAUCUGUGACUGUGUCUCGGGAAUGUUUUGUCUGUUACUGUCAGCCAAAUGUUGUUAUGGAGAAAGUCGCGUCACACAAAAUGAAACACUCCUGUGUACAGUACUGUAGCUUGUACUGUUUCUUUUAUUGUUAUUUUAGCCAAUAGCCCCCCUCCUUUACAAGUGGUGUUUGGUCUUCUCGUUGCAUUUCAUGGACCUGGGGGUUUCCUAGCAGAGGACAUUAGAGCUCCUUUUCAUGACAUUACCGAUUACAUCUUUGUCUGUGUUUAAUACUUUGUAUUGGAAAUUUUAAAUGCUGCAGAUUUGUGUAGAUUUCUAAUACCAAAGACAGAAGUAAACGUUUCUUUCCAUAUGCUUUGUCUUGCCUGUAUGCUGCCAUUGUGUAAUAUGGUGAAUUAGAGAGGUAUUUCACUUUGUAAUAUUUUGUAAAUAUGUCAAUACAAUAGUUACUACUUGCAUUAAAUUGAUUUCUUGA